Xyrichtys novacula (pearly razorfish) is the source of this 1949-nucleotide messenger RNA. The record is from the annotation of a GenBank genome assembly. Lineage: Eukaryota; Metazoa; Chordata; Actinopteri; Labriformes; Labridae.
GUUCCCAUUUCUUUCUCAGCAGUACACUGGCAGCUUUAUAAAAACUGGAUGGAAAAUUCUCCUGCUCACAUGCACCUCAGAUUCCAGCCCAGCAGGCAGCACUCUCUUCUCUCACCAGCAACUAAGACACAAUGAUGCACUUAAGGACUCUAAUUUUUGCAUCCAUCAUAUUGUCUUCUGCUGCAAAAGGUGAAUACUUGGAAGAAAGGACAGCUAUGGUGAGUGCAUGUUUUGAGGUUUUUACAUGGUGUUAGUAUGUGGGUGAAAAAAAUGCGUGAUGUAACUGCAAAGAUGCGUCCUUUUUUCAGAGCAAUGUCAACAUACCAGACUAUCAGAGUGACCAAGAAGAAGACACAACUGACGACCGUAAGGUCCAUGCAGGAGAAAAUUUUCAACAAGUGUUUGAAAGUCGAUUAUGCAACCCUUACUGAGGCAUCCUUCCACAUUUUUGUGAAUGUAGUUUAAGCCAAUAUUAUGUAAUAAUGGUUCCGAUCAAAUGUCCCAGUCUACACUGUUGUGUAUUAGAAUCUUUCUAAUAAUAUGUUUGAAAUUAAGUAGAGUCACACAGAAAAACAAACAUCUUUUCUGUAAAUAAAUUUUAAAAAAAUAGGUAAUGAAACUGUGUUGUGCUCUUUGCAGCGCUUCCAACAUGUCUGCUGUGUGUUUGUCUGCAUGGAUCUGUUUACUGUGAGGAUGUAACGCCAGUAAUGAAAACCGUCCCACCACUGCCAAAAGAAACAGCGUAUUUAUACGCACGCUUCAACAAGAUCACAAAAAUCAGCAACAGAGACUUUGCAGACCUGGGUAAAUCAAAGUCAUUCUUGUAAUUGGCAUGUCAUUCCACAAGUAUCAUUUUUCAGACUCUCUCCCUCCUUUUUCUUCAGUCGCAUUAAGAACAAUUGACCUGACUGGAAAUCUCAUCGCUGAAAUUGAGGAUGGAGCUUUUUCAACACUCUCUAGUCUUGAGGAGCUCACUCUUGCAGACAACAAACUGACCAGGCUUCCUGUGCUGCCCACCACGCUUGUGUCAUUUAAUGCCAAUUUCAACAAGCUUAGAACCCAGGGGGUAAAGGCAACUGCUUUUAAAGUAAGUCAAAACAUAGAUCUGUCUCUUAAUUCAAAAUAAUGAACUGACUUGGAUUCUUUCAUGUGUGAUAAAGAAAACAGACUACCCCAGAAAAGUGUUUUGUUCUUACAGAAACUCACAAAACUGGCAUAUCUUUACCUUGGACACAAUGAACUGACAGCAGUGCCUCAACUUCCAGAGUCUCUUCAUGUUGUACACCUGCACGUAAGUUCAUUCAAAGGCGAGAGGUUUACCAAAAGCAGGAGUUGAUAAGUGAUGGUCUAAAUCUGUUUUCUUGUAUUAUUCUGCAGCACAACAGGAUCGCAUCAAUAACAGAUCAAACAUUCUGCCAAGGAAACUCCAAUCACUACAUCAGGACCAACAUGCAUGAGGUGAGACUAGAUGGGAAUCCCAUCCAGUUAUCAAGCCACCCUGAGAGCUUCGUCUGUCUGGAGACUCUCCCCAUCGGCUGGUACAACUAAAAAGAGCAUGUCUUAGUCGAGUCGAGGAGGCAUAAUUAGCGUAUGAUGCAGACAUACAAAAAGUCAAAGUGUCAUUUGUUGUUAAACACUAUUAAGUUACAUUUUAUAUACCCAAAUCUCCCAUACAAUGUAUGAGCUCAUAUUUUCAUAAAUAGACACAAAUAUAUCACUGCAGAAAGUAUGACAAUUUUUGUGUAUUUUUGUGUUCAGAUAUUGUACAACACUGCUGCUUUAUCCAGGUGCAAUGUAUUAUACUGCACACAACAUAUCAACAUAAACCUGUCGUAUCAAUAUUUGACAAUUGCUGAAAUUAUUCCAUUUGACUGCACACCAGUGCCAACAUCUCCGGUACUGUUUCUUAAAGUUAAUAUUAACAAUAAAGCCUGCAUGUUUAACUGAUA